UCUUUUUAAAUUCAUGUCGUGUGCAUAAGACAAAUGAUGAAGAAAAAUGCAUGAUAAUCUCAUGUGCAUAACUUACUGAUAACAAAACCACGAGUCUUUAAUACUGAAGACUUUGAGAGUGCCACUUCAUGAAUCUUUCGUGCGAAUCUUUCGUGACUUAAUUAUGCAUUUCGAUAUUGAUCAUUUAUCUCGUGUGCACAUUUCUCUCUUAUUCUUUAACGGAUCAGUACAUGUCAUAGAACAUAACAGUGUUCGCACAAUAUACAUAUAAAAACAAUGAAACUAUAAUUAGGCUAUAGGUAUAUAUGAUAUGUUUUGAAUAUAUUUUACAUAUUAUAGUUCACGAGCAUACCGCUUGAACAGAACAUCUGCUUCCAAAAUGUCGGAGGAUUUGAAACAAUUUAAGGAGAAAGGAUAUGUCGUCUUCAGAGGUCUCCUAACGAAAGAAGAAGUAAAUCGACUGCGUGAAUCCAUGGAAAAGGAUCAGACGUUGCAGGAAAACGAGCAUAGUCGAGGAGACGCCAUGGGGAAGAGGAUCCGGGUCUCUCUCUGGACAACUGUGCCGAAGAGCAUCACGGGAACAAUCGUCCGCGCGGAGAAAGUAGUGUCAAAAGUCGAAAAGCUUCUUGAAGGUGAGGUGUACCACUACCAUUCCAAACUGAUCAUGAAGGAUCCAAAAACAGGGGGCGCUUUCCUUUGGCAUCAGGAUUAUGGAUAUUGGUACGAUUACAACUGUUUGUUUCCCACGAUGGGGACUCUGUGGGUUGCCGUUGACAAAGCCGACAAAACCAACGGCUGUCUUCAGAUAUUAGAGGGAUCUCAUCUAGCCGGGCGCAUUGACACAAAGGUUAAAGGUGAUCAGAUAGUGGCGGAUCCAGACAGGGUGGAGUUACUAAAACAACGGCUUCCAUUACGCUACAUGGAACUAGAACCUGGAGACGCCAUGUUCUUCCACUCUAACAUCUUACACAUGAGUUCACAGAAUCAAAGCCGCAAUCGACGCUGGUCUCUGGUUGUGGCUUACAACAGGGCCUCUAAUAUCCCUCCUGGUAAACAACCACAUGGCGAAUACUCACCCCUGAUAAAGGCCCCAGACAACGAAAUCAUGACGUGCCCUCUGACCUGUGAUGGAGAGGACGUCAAGUUUUACUCCACAGAAAACGUCAUAUCCGGUUUGGAGAAAAAAGCCGAAACAUAGAUACCCGCUACACCCAAGCAAGGUCUUCUCCAUUUAUGUGAUUUAAGCAAAGUCACGUGGAGGCGAUUUAUUUGCACAAAUCAUCAGAUCUAGCGGAAGUAAAAUCAUUCUCAAAAUAACCUAUUACAAACGGACAGCACGAAUCGCGAGUUGAAUGAUUUUGCGAUAAUCAUUUAUUAUAAUUCUUGCAUGCACGCCUGACUGUUCAAAUGUGUUUGUUUUCUGGUAUUUUCUGUUAUGA
Molecule: messenger RNA, 1439 nt
Organism: Liolophura sinensis
Lineage: Eukaryota; Metazoa; Mollusca; Polyplacophora; Chitonida; Chitonidae
Product: L-proline trans-4-hydroxylase-like
Exons: 6
Coding region: 380-1198 (272 amino acids)
Source: RefSeq, a predicted model, not a curated record